Molecule: messenger RNA, 4082 nt
Organism: Eptesicus fuscus (big brown bat)
Lineage: Eukaryota; Metazoa; Chordata; Mammalia; Chiroptera; Vespertilionidae
Gene: ZNF654
Product: zinc finger protein 654
Exons: 8
Coding region: 365-3859 (1164 amino acids)
Biological process (GO): regulation of transcription by RNA polymerase II
Cellular component (GO): nucleus
Molecular function (GO): DNA-binding transcription factor activity, RNA polymerase II-specific; DNA binding
Source: RefSeq, a predicted model, not a curated record
GCGGCCGCCGUGUCCCCCACCGCGCCCCGUCCUCCCGCACCGCCUAUGGCAAAACUCGUAGGCGGUCCCCAGCAACCGCCGAGCAGCGGUGACCAAUUGACAGCGGAUCUAUCAAACAGACGGCUGCCUUGACCAAUGGUAGUAGAAAGGCGGGCGUGUGCAUGAUUGGCGGCCAGAUUUCUCCAUUGAAAACUGGGGGCGUGGGUGGGCGGAGCCGGAAGUAGAGCCAGACGAGAGGCCUCUGUCCACCAGGGGCGGAGAGAAGGGGGAGGGAACUAGAGGAGGAGGAGGUUAGCCGAGGCUGCUACGGCGGCGGCGGCGGCGGCGGCGCAGGGGCUGGUACGCGCUGGGCGGCGAGAGCCUCAUGGCGGAGGAAGAGAGCGAUCAAGAGGCCGAACGCCUCGGAGAAGAGCUCGUGGCCAUUGUGGAGUCCCCGCCAGGCCCUGCGGGGCUUAGAGUUGCGGGCGACGGCAACGACGGCACCGGCGACAGCAGCUGCGGUGGCGGCGUCGUCGGGAUCAGCAGUCGGGAUUACUGCCGACGCUUCUGUCAGGUGGUUGAAGAUUAUGCUGGAAGAUGGCAAGUCCCUUUGCCCCAACUUCAAGUUCUUCAGACUGCACUUUCCUGUUUUACAUCAGCUAGUGCAUCAUUCCCAGAUGAAUGUGAGCACGUACAAUAUGUUUUGAGUAGCCUUGCCUUGAGUUUCUUUGAGUUGCUGCUUUUCUUUGGGAGAGAUGAGUUUUAUGAAGAGCCCUUAAAGGAUAUUCUUGGAUCAUUCCAGGAAUGCCAGAAUCACCUCCGCAGAUAUGGAAAUGUGAAUCUGGAACUGGUGACUCGAAUCAUUAGAGAUGGUGGCCCAUGGGAAGAUCCAGUGUUGCAAGCUGUUCUUAAAGCCCAGCCAGCAUCUCAGGAGAUAGUGAACAAAUACUUAAGUUCGGAAAAUCCACUAUUCUUUGAACUACGUGCCAGAUACCUAAUUGCUUGUGAACGCAUACCAGAAGCAAUGGCUCUUAUUAAAUCUUGUAUAAAUCACCCAGAAAUCAGCAAAGACUUAUAUUUUCAUCAAGCACUCUUCACAUGUCUAUUUAUGUCGCCUGUAGAAGAACAGCUAUUCCGGGAGCAUUUAUUGAAAACUGAUUGUAAGAGUGGAAUUGAUAUCAUCUGUAAUACUGAAAAAGAAGGAAAGACUAUGUUAGCCUUGCAACUCUGCGAAUCUUUUCUUAUUUCACAGCUCCAAAAUGGAGAUAUGUAUUGUAUUUGGGAGUUGAUUUUCAUAUGGAGUAAACUUCAGCUUAAGUCUAAUCCUUCAAAACAAGUUUUUGUAGAUCAAUGCUACCAGCUUUUAAGAACAGCAACUAAUGUGAGAGUCAUAUUUCCUUUCAUGAAAAUCAUUAAAGAUGAGGUUGAAGAAGAAGGCUUACAAAUUUGUGUUGAAAUAUGUGGUUGUGCUCUACAACUAGACCUUCAUGAUGAUCCCAAAACUAAGUGUCUAAUUUAUAAAACAAUCGCACAUUUCUUGCCAAAUGAUUUGGAAAUCCUCAGGAUUUGUGCACUCUCAAUAUUUUUUCUUGAGCGCUCCUUGGAAGCUUAUCACACUGUUGAAGAGCUUUACAAAUGUCCAGAUGAAGAAUAUAAUGAAGGCACCAGUAGUGUUCAAAAUCGUGUUCGUUUUGAAUUACUUCCUAUUUUGAAAAAGGGAUUGUUUUUUGAUCCUGAAUUCUGGAACUUCGUAAUGAUUAAGAAAAACUGUGUAGCAUUACUGAGUGAUAAAUCAGCAAUCAAAUUUCUAAAUGAAAAUACACUGGAAAAUUCUAUAGGUAAUCUAAAAAAGACAGUGGGACAGAAAGGUUUAGAUGAAGGUGUUGAUUCUUUUAUAGAUCAGAGCACUGGAGAGCUUGAUCCUGAUGAUAUAUCUGGAGUACAACCUAAAGGCCAUGUUAACACAAAGAAAAACCUUACUGCUUUUAACACUUCUAAAGUAGACCACAGUGUCCCAAGGCAUCGGUGUAUGUUAUGUAACAAGGAAUUUCUAGGCGGUCACAUUGUGAGGCAUGCCCAGGCUCAUCAGAAAAAGGGCAGUUUUUCCUGUGUAAUAUGUGGUAGGAAAUUUAGAAACAGAGGACUUAUGCAGAAGCAUUUAAAGAAUCAUGUUAAAAAAAUACAAAGACAUCAAAUUGCUGUAGCUCAACAGGAGGAUCAGGAAACUCCUGCUUUGGAAGAAAUAAACUUUUCCAAUUCUUCAAUUUCAUUUGAAAACGGGGAUUUUUAUAAUAAAGAUUUGGAAAUACCAACUAUUAAUACUUCCAAUGAUGGAAACGAAGAAGUCAUCCCUCAGCAUGUGGCUGAAUUCACUGAAAUUCCCAUAAGUGUAUCAGAAGAUGUCAUUGAAAACAUUGAAAAUGGCAGUCCUGACACUUAUAUAAAUAACGUAUUGGAACCUUUACCUGUAUGUGAGGAUGACUAUGAGGAGGAAGAGGAGGAAGAAGGUGAUUAUGAAGAAGAUGAUUAUGACCUGAAUCAAGAAACUCCAGCACUUCAUAAAAUUAAUGGAAGUUUAUGCCAUCCAAAAGACAUAUAUGAUAUAGAUCAAAAAGGAAACUUUAAGUGCCCUGCUCUUGGUUGUGUCAGGAUAUUUAAAAGAAUUGGAUUUCUCAAUAAACAUGCAAGGACUGCACAUCCAACUGACUUAAAUGUGCGGCAAACGGUAAUGAAGUGGAGCAAAGGAAAAUGCAAAUUUUGUCAAAGGCAGUUUGAAGAUUCUCAGCAUUUUAUAGAUCACCUUAAUAGACACAGCUAUCCAAAUGUGUAUUUUUGUUUGCAUUUUAAUUGCAAUGAGUCAUUUAAGCUGCCAUUCCAGCUUGCUCAGCACACAAAAAGUCACAGGAUAUUUCAGGCCCAGUGUAGUUUUCCAGAAUGCCAUGAGCUUUUUGAAGAUCUUCCUCUGCUAUAUGAACAUGAAGCUCAGCACUAUUUAAGUAAAACACCGGAAUCAUCUGCACAACCAAGAGAAGCAACUGCUUGGGAUGUUCUUACAGACUCAAAUAAUAGUUAUCAGGAAAAAGACUCAUUUAGUAAUGAGAAACAAGCUAUUAGCCUUCCAGUUUUUACUAGCAAAUCAAGGAAAGAUUCUACAGAACCAAAGACAUGUAUAGAAAGUAUGGAAAAGAAGACAGACAAUUUAGUUCAGAAUGGAAAUGAACAUUCUGAUGACACUGUUUCUGAUAUAAGCUUGACAGACCAAAAGAUGCCUGACCUAGAGCCAAAUUCUGAAAAUAAUUGUAGUAUUAUUGAUUUAGUCAAUGGACACAGUGGAAUAGAACAGACGCCUUUAGUUUCAUCAGGUUCUACUUUGAAAAUUGAUACAAAUAGAAUCAGAACAGAAAAUGGUUCCAUUUUACCCAAUGUUGUACCACAAGAACACAGUACCCUGCCCGUAUCUCAGGCACCAUCCAAACCAAAUCUGACAAGUGAACAUACUUCAUAUGGCUUAAUUUUAUCAAAGCCAUAUGUCAGACCAUUGCCUCCCAGUUACCUUGAUGAACGGUACCUUAGUAUGCCAAAACGCAGAAAAUUUCUGACUGAUAGGAUAGAUGCCUGUUCUGAUCAAGAUAACAUUUGUAAAAAAUCAAUGAAAAGAUUAAGAUGUGGCAAAUGCCUGACCACCUACUGUAAUGCAGAAGCACUUGAGGCUCACCGUGCACAAAAGAAAUGUCAGGCACUCUUUGGAUUUGAUUCAGAUGAUGAAAGUAAGUCUUCUAUCUUCUCAGUAGGAAUAUCUAUAGAAAUAGAAAAUGCCAUAGGUCAGUGGUCGGCAAACACAUUAGUCAACAGAGCCAAAUAUCAACAGUACAACGAUUGAAAUUUCUUUUGAGAGCCAAAUUUUUAAAACUUAAACUUCUUCUAACGCCACUUCUUCAAAAUAGACUUGCCCAGGCCGUGGUAUUUUGUGGAAGAGCCACACUCAAGGGGCCAAAGAGCCGCAUGUGGCUCGCGAGCUGCAGUUUGCCAACCACGGCCAUAGGUCUUUAAAGUUAAAUUAACAUUUGCAUAGCAUCCUAUAUAAUAAAACCAUAAUAUGCAAA